UCCCUCCUCUCUUCCUCCUUCCUUCUUCCCUUCCUUCUCUCUUCUCCUCCCCUCCCAAUUAUACCAUACCCACAUCAAUUGCUUCAUCCAUACCAUCCUACACACUCAAUUCCUUCCUCCCAUCCCACCAUCUUGAGACCCUAGAAUCGAUCAAAAACACAAUGGUUCUCGCACGCCCUCAGAUCCUCCGCGCCUCCGCCCGAGCCCUCGGCACCGUGCGACAAACUGUGCCCACCCAGCAAUUCGCUCGUCGAACAUACGCCCAAGCCGCCGAAUCGACCAACAAGUCCUCCGAUCUUCCUUGGCUCAUCGGCUCCCUCGGCCUCGGCAUCCCAGGAGCCUACUACCUCCUGGCGACGGGCCCCAAAGCCGCCGCCUCCUCACACGACACGCCGGACACGCACCACCACGGCGAACCCAAGGGCAAGACCUCGACCUCGGCCCCGAUCGAGAAAGAAGAAUCCGCCUCGGCCCAGGACUCGGCCGCUCAACCGGACCGGGACGCCGAACAGAAGACCGACUCGGAGUCGAGAGCAGCAGCCGUUCCUUCGACGGAUGGGAAGGCGCCGUCGGAGGCUGAUGAGCCCUCAACUCGCAAGGAAGCGGGGAAUGCGUCGACCAUCUCCGGUAAGCAGGAGGGGAUUUCCAAUGCCACUACGGAUCAUCCGCAUGUGAAUGAGCCCGGGAAGAGUGUCAAGGGGGAGGGCGAGACGGAGACGGCCAAGGUUAAGGGGACGGUGUCUCCGGAUCGUCCGCAGCAGUAGAUAGAGAACAAAAAUUCUCGUUCGCUUCGGCCGGGGGUUUCUUGUAUGAUGCAAUGUUUUUUCAUGUAUAAGACCAUGAAAUUUUUCUUGAGGAGUUGUAUGAAUCGGCAACGUACUGAUAU
This is a messenger RNA of Aspergillus aculeatus ATCC 16872, 886 nucleotides long. RefSeq lists its product as uncharacterized. Bases 162 to 764 code for a protein of 200 amino acids. The record is from RefSeq and is a predicted model, not a curated record. NCBI's taxonomy places the organism in Eukaryota, Fungi, Ascomycota, Eurotiomycetes, Eurotiales, Aspergillaceae. The transcript has 3 exons.